Messenger RNA from Polyodon spathula (Mississippi paddlefish), 3230 nucleotides. RefSeq names its product protein-L-isoaspartate O-methyltransferase domain-containing protein 2-like. Lineage: Eukaryota; Metazoa; Chordata; Actinopteri; Acipenseriformes; Polyodontidae. The coding region runs from base 261 to 1379 and encodes 372 amino acids. The transcript is spliced from 8 exons. Gene Ontology annotation, molecular function: protein-L-isoaspartate (D-aspartate) O-methyltransferase activity. Gene Ontology annotation, biological process: protein modification process. Gene Ontology annotation, cellular component: cytoplasm. The record is from RefSeq and is a predicted model, not a curated record.
GUUUACAUCCAGUGCUGCACUGGCUCCGAUUUGCACGAAAGCUUGGAGAAAACGAGCCGAGGAAAUUAUUAAACAAAGAAAUAAUCUUCUAAAGCGACUAAUCUUCGAUUGCCAGGCUUCUGUCGUGCACACUGCAAAGACAAAGCAGAUUAAUAGAAAUGCUUACAACUGCAAAAGAAGUGGAACAAACUUCUGCUGAAGCUGGUGAUCCUUCUAAACAUGUCUGUGUGUCCCGUGAGGCCGUACUGUACUACUAGAAGAUGGGUGGAGCAGUAAGCGCUGGAGAAGACAACGAUGAGUUAAUCGACAAUCUGAAAGAGGCCCACUAUAUCCGGUCUGACCUGGUGGAGCAGGCAUUUCGGGCCAUCGACCGAGCAGACUACUACCUGGAGGAGUUCAGGGACAAUGCCUACAAGGACUUGGCUUGGAGACAUGGGAAUAUUCACCUCUCCGCUCCCUGCAUCUACUCUGAGGUGAUGGAAGCCCUGGACCUGCAGCCAGGACUCUCCUUUCUGAACCUGGGCAGUGGGACUGGAUAUCUCAGCACUAUGGUGGGACUGAUUAUAGGUCCAUUUGGUAUAAACCAUGGCGUGGAGCUGCAUGCUGAUGUGAUCGAGUAUGCCUACCAGAAGCUGGACACCUUCAUUAAGACUUGUGACAGCUUUGACAAGUUUGAAUUCUGUGAACCCUCGUUUGUGCUUGGGAAUUGUCUUGAGAUCACCCCGGAAAGCCGCCAGUACGAUCGAGUUUACUGUGGUGCUGGGGUGCAGAAGGAGCACGAGAGCUACAUGAAAAACAUGCUCAAAGUUGGAGGAAUUCUAGUCCUACCGCUGGAAGAGAAGUUAACCAAGAUCACCCGCACAGCUUAUAAUAUCUGGGAAACCAAAAAGAUCAUUGCUGUCUCCUUUGCUCCACUGGCACAGCCAAAGAACAGGGACACUGGGAAAUCCAAAGCCAUCCCUCUUCCUACGUUGGAAGUCCGUACUCUGCAGGACCUGUCACGAAUUACCAUCCGGCACACCCUAAAACAGAUAGAAAACUUUGAGAAAGUGAAAAAUUACAACCUCGCCAAGAAUGCUCCGAAGUUUAAGCGCAGGAGGGUGCACAGGCGGUGCCUGGAUUCCGUCAUGCUAACGAACAAGCACCUGUUUGUGAACCGCAUGAUCCCGCACCCAAUGGACGACAACAACAACUGCAAUGAGAUGGCUGAAUACAGGCAGUACGAGACUGAGGAUGAAGAGGAAGAGGAAGAGGAGGAGGGGAGAGUGCACUGCGAGCUGAAGCCUGAGCCUCUCGUCAACUUACUGAGGGAGAAGAUCCUCAGCCUGCCACUGCCAGAGCCCCUCAAAAUGUAUCUGCUCUAUUACAGGGAAAAAUAAGCACACCAAUCUAAUGGGAACGAGUGUGCGUACAAUGUUUUAAAUCAUAUGCCCCUACAAGCAACCUACUGGCAAUCCAGACACCCACUGUUUUAAAGAAUGCCCUCAAUUGCACUUGUCCUGCAAUAGCAGCGCAAGAACUGACCUUUCUUAUACACUGUAGGGAUCCAUGCAUCAGGUAGACCAACCCUACGCAUUUCCCAUCUAAAUGAUCCUUGGCUAGGAUCAGUACUUAAGAAAGCACCUAAUUCUGUUAAGUCUUUUUUUUUUUUUUUUAUAUAAGCAUAACACACGGUUUACCAAGCAAUGCCUAUCUGAGUGGCUGAGGUUUUUAUUGUUGGCUGCAGGCAUUCAAGCAGAAGGUCUUUCAUCACUAGACAGACCAAGGCGGACCUCACCUUUAUAUUGGAGUUUAAGGAUCAUUGCUUCUGAAUCGAAACAGAAUAAUAAUAGCACACCAUUCCUAUGUGUCUGAUGAGUUCCUCACUAUGCUGUAAUGGCAAGUUCAAACUGAGAGGCGUAGGAUAUUUGUAGCAUUAUAAUUUAAGAAAUAAAUAAAGAUAUAAAAAACAGAAAUACAUUUUUUAAAAACGUUAUUCUCAGGUUGCAUUAUAGACAGUAAAGAGUUUUGAAGAUAUUCUUACAAAAAAUAAGUUGUAACAGACAACCGACAGAGAACAGUGUCCUGAAAUGGUCCCUUACUGAAACCACACAUUCUCUCACAGCGUAAACACACUGUCUGAUACAGAAUUGGCACUGACCAGGCUUUUUGUGAGGGAACCAAAAAUAAAAGCCAGUUGGAGAUUAGCCAGUUAUUUUAAAAAAUAAAUAAAUAAAAAAAAUAAGAGCCUGAUCUCUCAUCUGCCCUCACAGUAACAUAAAAAAAAAAAGUUUUUCAAUACCCAGUUCUGAUGUUUCUGUUUGGGCUUUUCACAGAUACAAGUAGGUUGUGAAAUUGGUUAGAUCACUCAGCAUCAAAUGAGUCAAAAUCAUAUUUUAACCGAAUAACCUGGCAAUUCGAAUGGUUAGCAUUGUAUCCCCAACUUCACUUGUCAAACAUCUGAUCAGCAAGAAUUUAUUGCAAAACUGUCACACAAGCUUUAUAUAAAACAAAUCCACCACACUACGGUGCCAUUUUUCUUUGAUUCUGAUUGUGGACCAGCAGUUGUUUACUUGUUAAGAACUACUUUAUUUUUCCUUUGCUGCAGAAUUUAAAAACUGCACAUGACCUAGCAUACCAGAAAAAUCUGAAAAAUCUAGAAAAAAGUUUAAACAAACCCAGCAUGUACAUAGAUAACUCAAUUGAACCUUGUUAAAGUGACAGGCAUCAGUGUGAAGCCUGAAAAGUGACCUUUAUUUAAGAAAAAAAAAAUCUGUAUAUAUUUAAACAAACCUAUAUACAUUACAUAGGCAGAUGGACUAUGUGUUUUAACCUAGAUAUUAAGAAGUCUGAUGGUUUAGGGCCUACUAGUUGUUUUGUUUUUUUUUUCUUUGAAGUGAAGAGUUGAGUAUAUAUUUGUAUAUUAUUGGAAUCUUAGAUACUGGGCUGGUAGUGUAACGCGUGAUAAGUAUAAACUCUUCCAUACUUGCUGUGAUUUUCUUUUGAUAAUGUGUUGUAACUUCACCAGCUGCAAUCCUUUAUUUGUGUCAAAAAACCCAACUUCAACUAAAGAGUAUUUUCUGAAUGUAAAUUGCUUGAAACCUGCCCUUCUUAAAGGAUGUUUCCUAUAGCACUUUCCUCUGAUUUUCUGCUACGUCAGUGUUAGAGCUUUUGCACAUGAAGGGUGUGAAUAAAGAGAUGUACCGAUUAAUAAAAUGUUUAAUGUUAUAAGUAAAUAAAAACGACACCUA